Messenger RNA from Leptopilina heterotoma, 892 nucleotides. RefSeq names its product 39S ribosomal protein L50, mitochondrial (gene mRpL50). Lineage: Eukaryota; Metazoa; Arthropoda; Insecta; Hymenoptera; Figitidae. The record is from RefSeq and is a predicted model, not a curated record. The coding region runs from base 179 to 817 and encodes 212 amino acids. The transcript has 5 exons. Gene Ontology annotation, cellular component: mitochondrial large ribosomal subunit; mitochondrion.
GCUUACCGCAGCAACGCACCUCACCUCACUUUUCACCGCUCACCUCAUCUCAACAACCAAUGAACCCAAGUUGCUGCUGCUGCUCUUACUACUAUAUACACUACUACUAUUGCACUGCUGCUGCUGAUCCUCGUUCCUGACUCCGAAACACAAUUAUUGAAAUUGAACCAAGAAAAAUAUGGCGGCACUUAGGAAGCAUGCUUCUUUUUUUCCUUCCAAUUCUCUCUUGAGAACAAUAAUUUCCCUCGAAAAUACAUUGGCGGGACCAACUCCGGUAAUCUCGCGAGGAAAGAAAAGAAUCGUUGCUGUUGAAAAAGUCACUCUCGAAUCAACUCGAGUGUCUCUUGCUGCCAAAGGAUUUCUGCGAAGUUACAAAGGAUACGAACCCGCUAGUGAUAUUUCUGAACGAUUGAAUGUUUUGUGCGAAGAAAAUGGAUAUUCAACAGAAGAUAGGACAACUCUAACAGAUGGAGUUAAGCGUUUUAAUUUACUAGUUCGAUGCGAAGAAGAAUUUAAACACACAAUUCCAAAUUCCUUGCUAUGCAAUAUAGAAACAAUAGGGGAUUUAAGAUGUUUUUAUAAUACCUCAGUGAAUGCAUUAUCGCCUCUUGAUUCACUAAAAUCCAUGGAACUACCAAAAAAUUUACAUGUGCUUUAUGAAUAUAAUCGCUUCCAUCCAGAGACUGACACAAAGUUUGAAGGUAAAACUGCUUUUCCAUGCAGUUCUACAGUUGUAACAGGUUUAAAAUACAAAAAGAAAUAUCCUGGUCAUAAGCAGGCUUUAACAUCAAAUGACAAAGGCAUGUUCGAUUUCUAAUAAUUUUGAGAUAUAUUAAUUUCGAUAAAGUAAUAUAAUGUACAGAAAAAUAUAUUCCAAUUAUUAUCAGUUUCA